AUAAUAGACAAAGCGUUGCAAAGAACGGAUCGUAGCUGCACGUCGUCGACUCUCGAGCCCCAGCCAGCGUUUCCGAGCAUUAAAUUUACUCUUUUUAAAAUCGUGAAAUUUCAAAGUUUAAUCAGGGGCGUUACAUGUGGGUUGUAUUGGACGGAUUUCUAAAUCAAUAUGGGGGUAGUAGACAAGAAUAGCAAUUCCAGCUCUGAACAUAAUCAUCGUUCUAAUGGAUCGAAUUCCGGGGGUGCCAACUCUAAUGGCCAUCCAUCAGAGGAAAGCGGGACCAGCAGCUCUGGAGAAGAUGAUAAUGAGCCUGGAAUGCGUGUUGGUUCUGAAUACCAAGCCAUUGUUCCAGAACUUCAACCUGUUGGGUAUGUUCCUGUUGGGCGCCGUGGAGACAGCAGACCAGAGGCUUUACUUGUAUGGACUCCAAGUCAGGAAAUUUCUGAUCCAAAAUUGGAUGAGUACAUCAGCGUGGCCAAGGAGAAGUUUGGUUACAACACCGAGCAGGCUUUGGGCAUGCUCUUCUGGCACAAGCACAGCGUUGAGAAGUCUCUAGCUGACCUACCAAACUUUACACCGUUCCCUGAUGAAUGGACCGUGGAGGACAGGGUUCUCUUUGAACAAGCAUUCAGCUUCCAUGGAAAGAGUUUCCACCGCAUCAGGCAAAUGUUGCCUGACAAGUCCAUUAGCAGCCUGGUGAGAUAUUAUUACCAAUGGAAGAAGACACGAACACGCACCAGUCUCAUGGACAAAAAGAUUGUCAAAUCAUCAGCUCCUACUUCUCAAAAAGAAGGAAGUGGAGAAGAAGAGCCUACUAAAGAAGAUGAACCAGCUGAGAGCAUGGAGACUGACAAAACUGAAGCAGCAAAGGAUGGAGCGACGACGAGUAAAAGUGUUUGUGGUAAUUGUGCUAGUUCGGUCAGUCAACUUCAUACUACACCUAAAGGACAGCUAUGUCAUCCGUGCUACAGCUACUGGAGGCGUACUGGUGUGAUGCGUACUCACGUGGGCCCGGUGAGAAACGAGAUCCAGACUCACCAUCGUCAUCAUCCUAUGAGGAUGAAGAAGAAACCACCGCGAGGGAUGUACGUAGAUCGUGAUGACCUUCUUUCUAUGGCAACCACUCAGGCUGAUGCCAUCUUUAAGGGCUUGGAUGCAGACAUUGUUAAUCUCAAAAGACAGCUCCAGAAUAACAAACAAUUGGUUGGUCAACAGAAGGAGAAGAUGAUAGAUGUUGAUAGCUUUCGUCCUCCUGAACCAGCUCAGAGAAACAAAUCAAGCUGGACCAAUGAUGAACAACUACUUGCUGUACAAGCUUUAAGGAAGUACGGUCAAGACUUUGAAGCAGUGGCUGAUGUGAUUGGUAAUAAGAAUGCUGCACAGUGUCGUGCCUUUAUGGUGACCUUCAGAAGACGAUUUAACCUUGACAAAGUUCUUGAAGAGUAUGAAGCAGAGAAGAAAGCAAGGGGAGACACUAGUGAGCCACCUGUAAGUAGUGCUACCAGUACACCAUCGGCCACUGCUCCCCUGGCUGUUCCAGUCAUCUCUAGUGCCCCACCCCCUCUGCAUAGACCAACGGCAGCACCAGCUCCCGUUGUCACUCAGUCACCCGCAUCACAGAAACCUCCGCCUCUACAAACACAACAGCCAAGAUUCCUUCACCCUCGAAGUGCCCUCCAGCAACCCCCACCACUGAGACCCAGCACAGCAGCAUCCGGUCCCCUGGCCCGCUCCAGACCGCCCAUCAUGGGCCCCUUAUCAGGGCAUCCUCCUACCAUAGGAGCCGCUACACAAAGGGAGCCGUCACCACAAUAGAUUUGCCUCAUCAUGCACCAGUACCAUGUCAUAGGAGGCUACAACCUAGCUUCAUCCACUAGAAUGAACACUAUCGUGUGUUAUAAAUUAUAAUUCAGGAAAUUGUAAUGCAUCCAUUCAUCUAAUAUAUAAGUUCCUUCUGCUACAUCAAACCCUUUAGCUCCUUUUUUCCCCCAUUCAUUUUACCGUUCAGCCACUUCUUGAAAACCUCAAUUCAUUUUCUAAUGAUUUGCCACUGAUUGACGUUGUGAACCAAGCCUUGUUAAUAUGAUCAAGUUUUGAUAGAUUGAUCAAUAAGACUGAAUUCCCAAACAAGUUUAAGAACAAUGACACAUCGAACAACAUUAGCUUGUGAGAAUCAAAAUGAAGUGCAGUAGUUCUGAUUAUGCAAUGUGUGCUAUUUUACUCUCUGUCCUUUGAAAAAGUUGAUAUUUCAAUUUUGAAAGUACAAAUAGAGGAAAGCAAGUGGACGACUUGGCUGUGAUUGUACUGAAAACGAAGCCAAGACUUGGCUGUAAAACUUGCAGAAAUGGGAAAAAACAGGUACUGCUUAAAUUAUGAUGAAAUGAAUAAGAUGUAUCAUUUGUAGCUCCUUUCACAAGUUAUCUCAGGCAUAGGUGGUAUUCAGAUUAUUCUGUUUUCUUGCAAGUUUGUCCUCUUUUCAAUGUGACUUUUCAAGCUUAAUAGUCAUGAUAUAUAACUCGUGUCAGUGCACAUGUUGCCUAUUGUGAUUUUUCACUAGUUUUGCAUAUAUUUUUUUAUAUGUUUGAUAGUAAUUUUGUAAUGGAUACUUUCUUUGUUCCCAUUGUUCAUCCUACCUACUGACUUUAUGAAAAUAUCUUUGUUGUUGUUGCAAUGUGUUUAAAAAUGUGUUAAAGGAUUGCUUUGUAAUAUGUUUGUUUUUGUUUUUAUUUUUUUAAACUUUGGAAUUGAAUUUCUUUUUCAAAAGCAUUACGAAUAGUAAGGUAAAUGUCAGAUUGUAAAUAGUCAAAUUACCUUAAUUUAUGAAAUGCUGAAAUAUAUGUUGAUGUUGAGCAAUUGAAACAAGACUUAUGGGUUUCAGUUUUAACUGUAAAUCCAAGGUAGACAUUUAAAAAGCUGCAGAUGAAGUCUAGAAAUAGACUAGUGUUUCAAUUCACAUUUGUAGAUAUCAGUCCUAUGUAAACAUUUGUACUUUUCAUAUUGAUACUUUGUACAAUUAUAUUGGGGAAACUAUGGAUGGAAAUCUUUUUGAGAACUAUGGAUAGUGUAUUUGGAAUAGGUAGUAAAGUAACAGAAAACUUGGUGAGAAAAAAAAAUAGGGUGAUUACAUUUUUCACAGGAUUUUGAUGUGGAAAUUGAAAUAUUUUCACCAAAAUUUGUGUUGAAGUUUAUGUCAGGUACCGAAUUCCUUAAACAACUUUUGGGCAAUUCCACUCUGGAAAACAGUUAAUCCUUACUGUACUCAUUAUACUGGGCCUAUUUUUGAUCAUCUCUCUGCUGAUUGAGGCCCCCCUCCCAUCCCCGUUAACUCAGCCGCUCAGUAUGUGUUCGGAAAAAUGAAAUUUGCACAAAUACCAUUGACAACAUAGUCUCAAAUUAUAUGGUCAAUUUUCCUGAAAUUUUGCUUUGAAACUCAUGAUUUUAGUGUAAAUGCCCCUUGAGAGAAUCUAAUGAAAUAUAUUUUUAUUGGGGUAUGUGUCGAUGAAAUUCAUAGGCAACUCUAUUUUGAUAAUAACCAGCAUUAAGAUAUUCAUGCAUUUAUAACUUUUAGCAUGAAACACAUCUGCAUUGGAUUUGUACAUGCAAUCACAUCUUUCAGCAACUUUUGGCAUGGCAAGCAAGUAUGAAACAUUGCUUUGGAACCGCAUAACCAGUUUUCAUGAAUAUGGUCUCUGUGAAGAUCUUAUCUUAAACUUAUCUCUUUGCAUCUGCCAAACCAGCGGGAACUAGAGAGGCAGAUAAAUGAAAGUUUGAAGAGUUGAAAGGACAGUGACAACUCCUUACUAGCUGAAAUUUACUUGAUAGUUAUUUUCUCACCAAGUGUCAUAGUUGAAUGGUCUCAAAGAGGUUGCAAAAUUAGUGGACUGGUUAAAUUCUUCAGCACAGUUCUUGUAUAUAUAUAUAGAUUAUUUUAUACAAAUUCUUGUCUUCAAUGAAAAAGGUUAUUUACAAAGUAAAUAGAUGUUCAUCCAUUUUCACUUUAGUUUCUUAGUUAUCUUUUAUAAUCGCGUUUAAGGACACAUGUACAUAGAAGCACAAUACUACUAAUUUGAGAUUACCUGUAGAAGUGAGUGCUGCAAAAUUUGGGGCUAUAAAUUGGCUCUAUUUACCAUUACCAGGUGGGUAAAUGAAUUAAACAAUGUAUACACUACAUGUAUUUUCCAACUCUUUCAACAUGGGAGAUUUGUAACCUUUUUAAGUGAAGAAUUUUGAUAUCAGAAUUUGGGUAGGCACUUAAUUAUACCAUAAUAUAUUGUAGUAAUUUAUUGAGUAGCUAUGUAAAUAUGGAGGCUUAAGUGUAGGGGGAAUUUUUUUUUCUCCUGCCAAUACCACCAUUCAUUGUGACAAUGUCUUAUACUGUUAAUGAGUCAUCAAACCAGGUUUCAUUUAUGAAUGUGAGGAGUUUCUUCUACACAUUUUUCACAUUUUUUGUAUAUUAUAUAUACUGUUAUUGUAAGAAAAAACCCUGUUCGCACAUUA
Molecule: messenger RNA, 4497 nt
Organism: Lytechinus variegatus (green sea urchin)
Lineage: Eukaryota; Metazoa; Echinodermata; Echinoidea; Temnopleuroida; Toxopneustidae
Product: REST corepressor 1-like
Exons: 13
Coding region: 169-1815 (548 amino acids)
Biological process (GO): negative regulation of DNA-templated transcription; regulation of transcription by RNA polymerase II
Cellular component (GO): transcription regulator complex; histone deacetylase complex
Molecular function (GO): transcription corepressor activity
Source: RefSeq, a predicted model, not a curated record